This is a messenger RNA of Haliotis rubra (blacklip abalone), 1105 nucleotides long. RefSeq lists its product as uncharacterized. The record is from RefSeq and is a predicted model, not a curated record. NCBI's taxonomy places the organism in Eukaryota, Metazoa, Mollusca, Gastropoda, Lepetellida, Haliotidae. The coding region runs from base 210 to 1040 and encodes 276 amino acids. The transcript is spliced from 8 exons.
UGUGAAGUUCACAAGUUCCCGCACACAAAAUUAGACUUGGGAAUUAUUUCCAUUUCCGAGUCACCGCGAAAACUUGCGUAAAGUUUUGUCACCCACCCGGCCUAUAAAUAAAGCUGACAGCACUGAGCCGUGCGCGCUUUAUUCAAAUGUCUUUUAUCAUUUGUUUCCAGAAAAUGGAGAUGUAAAGUAUGACCCACAGAUACUGACAGAUGAGAAAUAUGUCUCAAAAAGUGAAGAAAAAGCACUACUACAGGCAGAAAGAUGUUGUUGCCAUUGAAGAGGAUGCAACACACGAAUUUAAAGGUCACCGCAACCUGGCAGUUGAAGAGUUACCUCCCUGGACGAAAGAGAGAAAAACAAUGAAAGCAUCAAGAAAGGCUGUGUCAAGAUCUCUGAAUGCAUUCCUCAAUACUGGUAAAGGUGGCACUGUCUAUCUUGGAGUGAUUGAUAAUGGCACCGUUCUUGGACUGAAGCUCACACUCUCUCAGAAAGACCAUGUAGUAGCCAGCUUACAGGACCUGUUCUCUCGCUACCAUCCUCCCGUCCCAUCACACAGGUACAAGGUGAAGUUUGUCCCGGUGUUGGGGCAGAGCAGCACUGAGGAGGAGGUGCUCAGGCUUAUUUCUAAGACAGACAGUGACUACUCCGACACCUCUCAGAGACACCGAGCCCACGAAUUCCGUACCCACCACUACUGCUGGUGUGAUAAAGACUAUGUUGCCCAGCUCAACAUGGGGGUGCUGUCUCCAGACUAUGUGGUAGAAAUUACCAUCAAGCCGUGGGACCCGGAUGACCCCAGCAACACUGAUGGGGUGGGGAUGGUGGUAAACCUGCACCCCAUGCAUGAAGAUGAGGAGGGCAAUGUUUAUAUGAGGAGGCAGGCCAGUACUGUCAAGUAUUCACUGAACGAUAUUGCCCAGUUGACACGGCAACAGGUGAAGGAAGAAUGUGAGGCGGAGAUCAGAAGGUUAAAGACAGAAAUAGCAAGCUUGUCCUGCCAAUCUGAUUCUGAAGAUCAGAACACAAACCACCAGCCCUGAUGUCUGAACAGUCAUGUUUGGUGUGGCCAGAUGACCAGACAGGUUUAAACCAUUAUGGAGUACAG